This is a messenger RNA of Moneuplotes crassus, 3148 nucleotides long. Lineage: Eukaryota; Ciliophora; Spirotrichea; Euplotida; Euplotidae. The record is from the annotation of a GenBank genome assembly.
AUUAAAUACUAUUAAAAAUGUUCCUUAGACCAUUUACUCAGAGAUCAGUUUCUCUUAAAGGUAUUUCCAGUGCUGGAAAGGUCCAGCAAUCUAUGUUGAGACCCUUCGCCUCAACAGUUGCAAGGCAGUUAGAGUUAGAGCAAAACCAGAAUAUUCCAGAUAAGCUCAAGGCAAGUGACUUUUUGCUUCCAAGACAUAUUGGUAUUACCCCUGCUCAAGAACAGGAAGUUUUGGCUACUGUUGGAAACAAGACUAUCGAAGAACAUCUUGAAGAGUCAGUCCCAGAUUCUAUUCUGACAACCAACCUCUCAGAUAUGUUUAAGCAUGAUUUUGCCAAGGUUGGAGAGAUAAGAUCUGAAUUUUUGUAUCUAGAGAAUCUGAAGGAGGUUGCAAAGAAAAACAAAAUCUUCAAGUCUUACCAAGGACAGGGAUUCUAUCCUUGUCUUGUCCCAAAUGUGAUUCUUAGGAAUGUUCUAGAGAACCCAAAUUGGUACACUCCUUACACACCAUACCAGGCAGAGAUUGCUCAAGGAAGAUUGGAAAGCUUGCUCAAUUUCCAGACUAUGAUUGCUGAUUUGACCGGUUUGGAUAUUGCCAAUGCUUCCCUCUUAGAUGAAGCCACUGCUGGAGCUGAAGCAAUGUUCAUGGCUUAUUCUCAAUUUAAUAAGAGGAGGAACGUAUUCUUUGUUAGUGACCAAACCUACAAGCAUACUAUUGAAGUAAUAAAAACCAGAGCUGAGCCAUUAGGAAUUGAAGUUGUUGUAGGAGAUCCGAAUGAAUACGAUUUCUCAGAUAGAGAAGAUAUUUUUGGUGUCCUCGUCCAAAAUCCAGGUAUUAAUGGUAACAUCCAAGAUUGGAGUGCCAAGGCAGAAGAGGUACACAAGUCCAAAGGGUUCUUCAUCAUUGGAUCCGAUGUUCUAAGUCUUACUAUGACUAAGUCUCCAGGCGAGAUGGGAGCAGAUAUCGCUUAUGGGUUGGCUCAAAGACUUGGAGUGCCAAUGGGAUUCGGUGGUCCACAUGCUGCCUAUUUCGCAGUAAAAGAAAAGAUUAGAUUCAAACUUCCAGGAAGAGUUAUUGGUGUCAGUCAGGACGCUCAUGGAAACAGAGCCUUGAGAAUGGCAAUGCAGACUAGAGAGCAACAUAUUAGGAGAGAUAGAGCUACAUCAAAUAUCUGCACUGCACAAGCUUUAUUAGCAAAUAUGGCUGCUUUUUAUGGAUGUUGGCAUGGACCAAAGGGGCUUACUAACAUUGCUGAAAGGAUUAAUUACCAAACACAUAUCCUUCAUGACAAGUUAACCGAACUUGGGUAUACUUUACAUACUCAUAAAGACUCAAUGUUUGAUUCGAUUGCUAUUGACAUAUCCAAUGAAGAUUUAACUAAAGACCAGAUUUUGUCAAUUUUUGAGGAUCACGAAAUCAACCUCGGAGUGGUCAACGACAACACCCUCAAUGUCUCCUUGAAUGAGGCUACCACUCUAGCAGACUUGGAGGAGCUGAUCACAGUUUUUGGAAAAGUUAAAGGAAAGGAUGCCCAUGUUGAUUUUGAAAAUACUUCUUAUUCUGGAAUUAAAGAUAGUUUAAAGAGAACAUCUGAGUUUAUGACUCAUAAAAUCUUUAACUCGCUCAGUUCUGAGACAGAUAUGAUGAGAUAUAUUCAAACCUUAGCCGACAAGGAUAUUGGUUUGACAAAAUCCAUGAUUCCUCUUGGGUCUUGCACAAUGAAGCUGAAUGCUGCUGUGGAGAUGAUUCCAGUUACUUGGCCAGAGUUUGGCAAUAUCCAUCCAUUUGCACCACCAUCUCAAACUGAAGGAUACAUGCAGAUGAUUAAUGAACUCUCUGACUACCUCAUGGCAAUCACAGGGUUUGAAGCUAUCUCAAUACAACCAAAUAGUGGAGCUCAAGGAGAGUAUUCUGGGCUUUUAACAAUCAGAAAUUUCCAUAAAGCUAAUGGAGAGGGACACAGAAAUAUCUGUCUCAUCCCUACCUCGGCUCAUGGAACCAACCCAGCUUCAGCAAUGCUCUUGGGUAUGAAGAUUGUUGCUGUGAAAUCUGACAAGAACGGAAAUGUUGAUGUUGAAGAUCUUAAGGCAAAGGCUGAGUUACAUAAGGAUAACCUUUCCUGUACCAUGAUCACCUAUCCAUCGACUCAUGGAGUUUUUGAAGAAGAUAUUUUAGAAAUCACCGAGACAAUUCAUAAAUAUGGAGGUAAGGUCUACAUUGACGGAGCUAAUAUGAAUGCUAUGAUGGGACACAGCUCCAUCAAAACUAUUGGAGGAGAUGUAUGUCAUUUGAACCUUCAUAAAACUUUCACAAUCCCACAUGGAGGUGGUGGUCCAGGAAUGGGCCCAAUCUGUUGCACUAAAGAGCUUGAACCUCACCUACCUGGGCAUGCCAUUAUCCCAAUAGAUGGAAGAACCAAACAUGCUGUGUGUAGUGCUCCUUACGGAAGUGCUUCAAUUCUUCCAAUUCCUCAUGCUUACAUCAGCUUGUGCGGAGAGAAAGGAAUUAGUAAGAGUUCUGCCCUUGCUAUCCUUAACUCAAAUUACAUGGCUGCACAACUCGAGGGUCAUUAUGAAAUCCUAUACAGGAACAAAAAUAAGAAGAAUGCACAUGAAUUCAUUAUUGACACAAGAGAGUUCAAGAAGACAGCAGGGGUUACUGAAGAAGACAUUGCCAAGAGACUCAUGGAUUAUGGAUUCCAUGCUCCUACUGUAUCCUUCCCAGUCGCUGGAGGUAUCAUGGUAGAGCCAACAGAGUCUGAGCCAAAGAUAGAAAUGGACAGACUUUGUGAUGCACUUCGUAAUAUCAGAGAAGAAAUUAGAGAAAUUGAAGAAGGUAAAGCAGAUAAAACCAAUAAUGUACUCAAAAACUCCCCACAUACAGUCCAAGUGGUUUCUAGUGACGAAUGGAACUAUCCUUACACAAGAGAAAAAGCCGCUUUCCCAGUUUCAUGGAUCCACUCCAGAGGAAAGUUCUGGGCUACAGUUAGCAGAAUUGACAAUGUAUACGGAGAAAGGAAUCUAAUGUGCUCUUGUCCACCUAUGGAAUCCUAUGAGUAAUCUUUAAUAAAAACAUUUCUCCAUAAACUUUUUAGGUAAUUCAUUGAGUAACAGAUCCUUCUAAAAAUUGAGAUUAGUUAAAAAUCUUG